UUUCGUCUCCGGCGCCGGCACCGGCCCUUUUCUCAUCUCUCUUCUCCUCGUUGUUCGGAAAUUCAAGGUUAAUCGUGUGAAUGGUAUUAGUCACCUGUGGUUGAGUUGUUUUGAAGCUGGACUCUCACAGGUUGUGUGGUUGUGUGUGUUAGAGAAUGACGAAGUUAAGGAAGCUGAACCGAACCACGGCCCAUCGUAUAUCUAUGCUGAAGACGAUGGUGUCUCAGUUGGUGAAGCACGAGCGAAUUGAAACCACUGUUGCCAAGGCAAAAGAGGUUCGUCGUCAGGCUGAUAGAAUGGUGCAGCUUGGGAAAGACGGUUCACUCUGUGCAGCGAGGCGUGCUGCUGCAUUUGUACGUGGGGAUGAUGUAAUUCACAAGUUAUUUACAGAACUGGCCUAUCGAUACAAAGAUCGAGUAGGUGGAUACACAAGAAUGCUUCGGACACGGAUAAGAGUUGGUGAUGCUGCACCCAUGGCCUAUAUUGAGUUCAUUGACAGAGACAAUGAGCUCAGACAAUCAAAACCACCGGCCCCUCAACCACCACCACCAAGAGUUCCCUUGGAUCCUUGGGCUAGAUCCAAACUUUGCAAGCAGUUUGCACCCCCUAAAGAAGAUAAGAGCAAGAGCACCGAGAUUUGAUAUGUUUGAGAUUAUUAUUUUCCAAGAGAGUAUCUCUGCUGUCUUGUGAUUAUUCUCACUCGAAGUGGGUAGUUUUUAUUCAAAGAACUUUCUGUAUGACUCUGUUGUAGCAGUACAGUUCUAAAAAUAAUAGUCUAGUGUUUCUCAAUGAGAGUAGUGAUGUCUGAGUCAGAAUUGAUCCACAGUACUAACAAGAGUUUGGUCCUCUUCACUCUGGAUAUCACAAGAAGGCAAAGCCUUAUGUUUUA
This is a messenger RNA of Fragaria vesca subsp. vesca, 889 nucleotides long. Its product is annotated as 50S ribosomal protein L17-like. Lineage: Eukaryota; Viridiplantae; Streptophyta; Magnoliopsida; Rosales; Rosaceae. The record is from RefSeq and is a predicted model, not a curated record. Gene Ontology annotation, cellular component: ribosome; large ribosomal subunit. Gene Ontology annotation, molecular function: structural constituent of ribosome. The transcript has 2 exons. The coding region runs from base 156 to 641 and encodes 161 amino acids. Gene Ontology annotation, biological process: translation.